AUGAGCUGCCACACGAAGGGAGCCACAGAGCGACAGCGCCACGUGCCGCCGUCCCGGUUGGCUGAGAGGAGGCGGGGGGAGGAGGCGCCGCCGACCAAUCGGAGUCCCCAGCCGCCCUUCAGGGGAUCCCGGGUCCCUCAGGGAGCCCCGGGAGCCCCCAAGCAGAUCCCAGAUCCUAUGGGGAUCCCCAAUCGCCCCCCCCCGGGGGGGGGAUCCCAGAUCCCUCGGGGAUCCCCAGCUGCCCCCAGAGCAGAUCCCAGAUCCCCGGGGACCACUGGAUGCCCCAGCACAGAGCCAGGAUCCUGGGAUCCCCAGUCGCCGCAGAGGGUACCCCAGGUCCCUUGGGGAUCCCUGAGGGGGGGCCCAGAGCAGAUCCCUCAGGGACCGCUGAGUGCCCCAGCACAGAGCCAGGAUCCCCCUGGGAUCCCCACCCACCCCCGAGGGUACCCCGGGUCCCUUGAGGAUCCCUGA
Nipponia nippon (crested ibis) is the source of this 471-nucleotide messenger RNA. NCBI's taxonomy places the organism in Eukaryota, Metazoa, Chordata, Aves, Pelecaniformes, Threskiornithidae. The record is from RefSeq and is a predicted model, not a curated record.